This is a messenger RNA of Brassica oleracea var. oleracea, 1324 nucleotides long. Its product is annotated as glutathione S-transferase T3-like. The transcript is spliced from 2 exons. The record is from RefSeq and is a predicted model, not a curated record. Bases 309 to 1322 code for a protein of 337 amino acids. Lineage: Eukaryota; Viridiplantae; Streptophyta; Magnoliopsida; Brassicales; Brassicaceae.
GUAGUUUGUUGGUUAUCUCUCUCCGUGGGACUUCUCCUCCAAGCUUUCCCUCGGUGGUUCAAAUCGAAGCUUUCACCUCAGAUCGAAAGUUGACAGACAGAAGGAUCAAAGUUCAUAGAGCAAAGGUUCAAACAAUUGAGGAGUUCACGGCAUAAAAAGGUUAGCGUUAAUCUUCUUCAAACUAGAAUUGGUUUAGGUUGUGGUUAGAAUUGAAUCGACUGUCAUUAAUGAUUUGGUUGUGUGAUAAAUUGAAGUGAUUGGUAGCUAGAAUUGAUUAAGGCUUAAUGUGAUGAAACUGUGUAAUAUAAAUGUCAACACGUUUUUGUUUGUUGGGUCUCAUGAAUGCAUCUUCUCUUCCUUCUCUGCCAUCUAUAAACACUCUUUCUUCUUUCUCUUUCUUAACAUCUCCUUCAUCUUUCUCUCAACUUCUUCUUCGUAUGGAUUCUCAACAAAGCCAGUCCUCUAGCUUUUUACAUUUACUAAACUCUCAAGUGCUUCACAAUGACAACCCCACUCAGUUUCUGAGUUUUUCACCAACUCCAGCCCUUGGAGGAUCCGCUUCACGUACACAAACUGGUGAGGAUCGUAAGCAAAGGUGCAAGUGGUCAACAGCUGAAGACUUGGUCCUCAUCAGUGCGUGGUUAAACACCUCUAAGGAUCCCGUAGUUGGGAAUGAGCAAAGGGCAGGAACCUUUUGGAAGAGGAUUGGGGCGUAUUAUAAUGCAAGUCCCAAGGUGGUUGGUUUGCCUAAGCGAGAGCAAACCCACUGUAAGCAGAGGUGGGGGAAGAUAAAUGAAGGUGUCUGCAAGUUUGUGGGGUCAUACGAUGCUGCUACAAAACAGAGGACCAGUGGACAGAGUGAAGAUGAUGUUUUGAAGGCUGCACACGAAAUAUUCCUCAACGAUCACAAGGCCACGUUCUCAUUGGAGCAUGCGUGGAGGGAGCUUAGGAAUGAUCAGAAAUGGUGUGGGACUUAUGGAAGUAGUCAACAAAGCUCUGGUUCAAAGAGAAAGAGGGUGGGGGAAGACCAAUCUUUUCAGUCAUCAGCAACUAUUCCCAGUGUCAAUGGAGAGGAUGAAGCAACGGCGAGGCCUAUUGGUGUGAAGGCAGCCAAGGCGAAGGCUAAAAGGUCAGUGGGAGAAGAAGGCAAGAAUCUGCAAGAUUUUCAGCAAAUGUGGGAGUUAAAGGCGAAGGACAUAGCUGCAAAGGAGAAGCAUGACAACAAGAAACUGCUUGACAAACUCCUUGGAAAAAUAGAGCCGCUUACUGAUUUAGAAGUGGCGCUUAAGGAGAAACUCAUUAAAGAUAUCUUAUCAAUGUAAUC